AGUUCACUGGAGACACUCGUCCUGGACAGUGGGGCUGGGUUGUAGAGAGAACAGAAAAUUUUGGAUGCCGAAGUGGGUUUUCUUUGUUAUGAAGUGGGAAGAGACGCGGUGCUUCCAGAAAAAGAAAACGCAAACCAAAGUUGAAAUUGGUGCGCCGGCUUUCAAGUCAACCACACUUCUAUCGUGCUUUCAGUCUGAUCUGAGUCUCUAUCGAGGAAUGUUGUAUGUGUAAAACGUAGCUCGAGAAUCGUGUGCCAGAAUUUUUUUUUCAUUGAGUGAAUUGAUUAAAGUGCACGAGGAAGACCUCUUUCAAAGUGAGCGUGAUUGCAAAAGAGAUUUUCCUGGAUUUUUUAUAAAGAAAAAAAAAAAAGAAUCUCCUGCAAAGGAUGCAAUUUAAUUGACCAAAAAAAGGGUUUAUAUAAGUGAUUGAAUUGAAAACUAUCUUAGCGAAUUCACACAGCUUCAUUUGAGAAAAUUCUUCCCAUUUUAACCGGAGUGUUUCUAAAGUGCACUACGACAGUGUUGUGUUUGGGUGAUUGGGAUUUUACGAUUUAAAUAUAAAUUGAUUAGGGAAGACGUAAUGGAAGCGAAGAGUAUGCCUGAAAGUAAACCGAAUAAACAGAUGUAAUCGUCGGAAUUACACCAACAAGAUUUCCUCAAAAUCAACUCUGUGUGACGCUCCGUAAUUCCAGCUAAAAAUAUUCGCGUGAAAGGAGAAAAAAAAGAGAAAAGAAACCCGUUUUUACCUCAUUUUGGAUUCCUAAUAUUACCUACAUACAAAAGCAGAUAUCGGCAAUUCUUCAACGAUCAUUCGCGAAAGACAUUAAGAAUCUAUAUACACUGAAAUGCGCCAAAAGAGUUCUGUCUCUGCAAUUCCACAAUGUGAAGUUCAAGAAUAAUGUGCAUUGCUCCGGCAAAAGUAAUUGUAAAGCUGUGUAGAGUGGUUGUGGAUUGUUUUUAACGUCCACAAAAAAAAACACAAAAUUCUCUUGUGCGGGAAAAGACUAUAAAAGUUAUAUAUACAUACAUAAUUUGUGUGCAGAGACGCGGGAAGAAGGGGUCGUGAGCGGGUGUAAAUCGACAACUGGCGCAUUUGGACCUUCUCCACCCUUCGGACACUUAAAUCUUGUUGCCCAACAAAUAAAUAGCAAAUAUGACCCGAAUAUAUGUGAAAAUAUCGAAUGACAAAUUGAGCGGAACGGCAGAGUGUGGGGAAGGCACCACGGCGACCACCAUCUCGAGGAGGAGUACCAGGAAGAUGAAGAAACCUCACGUUUCAGCAAUGGGCUUCAUAUUCCUCCUGCUGACGGUGCUCGUGGAUUUGACCUCGUCGAGCUGGUGGCAGCUUCCCGUGAUUCCCUACUAUUACUCACACGGUGGACUACACAGUGAACCAUCGCAAAAAUUAGCACGAAGUCAGCUCUGCAAUAGCUAUGAGAAUUCAUCAUUUGAGGUGCGCAGAUUGUGCUCAAUCAGCAAUAAAGCCAUUGAGAUUGUUGUAAGAGGAGCUAGAAUUGGCGUAGAAGAGUGUCAGCAUCACUUUCGUCACAGCAGGUGGAACUGCACUGCAACACCUAAUUCAACAUCGCUCUAUGGAGAAGUUCCACUAACCAAAAGUCGUGAAACAGCCUAUAUUCACGCCAUCAAUGCAGCCUCAUUAGCAUGGUCCAUGACACAGGCAUGCUCCAAAGGAGAACUAACAGACUGUGGCUGCGACAACACAAAACGGAAGCGGAAGAAGAAAUGGCAAUGGGGUGGAUGCUCAGAUGACAUAAAUUUUGGUGUUCAAUUUUCACGAAAGUUCAUUGACAUCGAGGAGGAUAAUUCAACAGAAACAGGCCUAAUGAAUCUACACAAUAACGAAGCAGGAAGGAGAGCAUUGCGAUCUAGAAUGCAUCUAAUGUGCAAAUGUCACGGUAUGUCCGGUUCGUGCACAACUAAAGUCUGUUGGAAACGAAUGCCGUCCAUGCGUGUUGUUAGCGAAGCCCUCGGACAACUCUAUGAUGGAGCAUCUCACGUAAAGUUUAUUUCACGGGGCACAAAACCACCUAAGCUGAAACCCAAAGAAAUGGAUCACAAGAAGAUCAUGAAGACAGGACUUGUGUACUUGGAAGAAUCCUCUGAUUACUGUGAACGCAACGAAGAAUUGGGUAUUCUUGGAACACGCGGUCGUGUGUGCAAUCGAACAUCACCUGGUCUUGAUGGAUGUCGACUUCUAUGCUGCGGACGUGGCUACCAGACCCGCGUGCGGCACGUUGAGGAGAAAUGCAAUUGUCAAUUUGUGUGGUGCUGCAAAGUCAAGUGUGACAUGUGUAAUCACACAAGGGAGGAGCACAUUUGUAAUUAGAGCUCGAGAGCCAAAAAAAUAAAGAAGAAAAAACGAGAAAUUAGCAAGUAGUUUCAGAGUUAAUCCACAGAAUUAAUCUCCAUUUUUUUAUCAUACUGUAACACGCUGUACAUAUACGAGAUAUUUAUAAGUUAUUUAUUGCCAAAUGGCGUAACAUUGCAACAUUAUGUAGAUGUAUGUCCUCCCCAUCGAUAUUUUUUUUAUUAAAUUUUAUCUAUUAUUUUAAAAGUUUUUUUUUUUUUGUAAAACCCUGCAAUAUUGUACUUAAAAAAUAUUUGAUAAGAUUAAUUUUAUUUUGAAAUUGUUAUAAAUUCCAAAGGCAGUUUGGGGUAUUCUGGCAAAAUAAAAGAUUUUUGAAAAAUAAAGAAAGAAUGAAAAAAGAAAUCAUUAAAUUUUCUUUUACAAAACACCCCUUAAAUAGUAUAUUGAGAGUAAUUUUUUGUACCCCAACCUCCUCCCCUAUAGCAUAGAAAAGUUCAGAGCUCUAAGAGAGAGGGAGAGAUCUUAUUAAAUAGGGUGUCAUGGAAUUUUUAAAAGAAAUUUAAAUAAUUUCAUGGCUUUGCCAUGGGGAGUAUCAAUCGAAAAAUGCCAAAGCUUCACUGAAUUUUUAUACGCAAUAAGUAUAAUAAGAAAAUAAAAAAUAAAAAUAAUAUAAGUAGCAUAACUAUAAAAAAAAAUAAUAACGAAAAAUCAACCUACAUAAGUAUCAAAAUAAAGAUAAAUAUUGAGAAAAAAAUACACAUAAGUCACAAAUAAUGAGGAAAAAAAAUCUACUAAAUUGUGCAUUUAAUACUCACAGAAAAAAUGAAGAAAAAAUAGUAUUAUAUGUAAUAAUUCAUGAAUUAGAGUUCAUGUUUUUUUAGCAGCUUCGAUUUCGAACAAAAGGGUUACAUAGAAAGAAAAGAAAAGAAAGAAUAAACCGUGUAGUAGAUGUAAAAAAAAUUGAUGUAAUUAAAGUAAUUUAUUAUUGUAUAAUCUUUCCAAAAAAAGGUAGAAAUUUUAGGCUGAGCGAGAGAACAUGAAGCACAACUUUUAUUCUGAAAUAAAGGCUAAUGACGAUGAAUUUUUUUCAUUGAGAAGUAUUUCAUUUUGAAUUUAAUCUCCAAUAGACACUAUAAACGCAUUUUAAAGUAUAAAUGAUGAUGAAAAACAAUUUGUGUAUGAGAUGUAGUAUUAAAAAGUUUCAA
Molecule: messenger RNA, 3534 nt
Organism: Lutzomyia longipalpis
Lineage: Eukaryota; Metazoa; Arthropoda; Insecta; Diptera; Psychodidae
Product: protein Wnt-1-like
Exons: 8
Coding region: 1154-2347 (397 amino acids)
Biological process (GO): canonical Wnt signaling pathway; multicellular organism development; cell fate commitment
Cellular component (GO): extracellular region
Molecular function (GO): frizzled binding; cytokine activity
Source: RefSeq, a predicted model, not a curated record